AUGGUCCGCCGUGGUGAAUUGACGCUUGCAGACAAAGGGUACAAUGACCCCAACUAUUUUAUCUACCCAUGCCCCCAACUUCAAAACCCGAGGCUCCACAAAGAUAUCAUGGCUCGCCACGAGACCGUCAACAAACGCAUGAAGCAGUUCGGCGUCUUGUCACGCGUAUUUCG
Molecule: messenger RNA, 173 nt
Organism: Aphanomyces astaci
Lineage: Eukaryota; Oomycota; Saprolegniomycetes; Saprolegniales; Verrucalvaceae
Exons: 1
Source: RefSeq, a predicted model, not a curated record